Melanotaenia boesemani (Boeseman's rainbowfish) is the source of this 2195-nucleotide messenger RNA. RefSeq names its product polyunsaturated fatty acid lipoxygenase ALOX15B-like. The coding region runs from base 51 to 2084 and encodes 677 amino acids. The transcript has 16 exons. Gene Ontology annotation, molecular function: oxidoreductase activity, acting on single donors with incorporation of molecular oxygen, incorporation of two atoms of oxygen; iron ion binding; protein binding. The record is from RefSeq and is a predicted model, not a curated record. Gene Ontology annotation, biological process: lipid oxidation; linoleic acid metabolic process. Lineage: Eukaryota; Metazoa; Chordata; Actinopteri; Atheriniformes; Melanotaeniidae.
CUACUACAGCAGGAGUACUACAGCAGGAGUACUACAGAAGAUCAGUUGCCAUGGUGAUAUACCGCAUUGUCGUGCACCAGGAACGUUUGUUUCUGUCCGGCGACGCCCACCGAACCGUCAUCCAACUGGUGGGAAGCAGAGGAGUCAGCGAGAGCGUUCGAUUGGCCGACACAUCUAUUUGUGGUUCCGUCAGGAAUCUGUGGUUCUGCUGCAGAACCAAAGAACUCAGAGCGGAAUACUCACUUCACUGUCCCAGAAGUCUCGGAACUCUCUUACUGGUGCGUCUGCAGACUCCGCCCACUUCAACCAGCUGCUGGUUUUGUUCAGAAGUUGUCGUGACAACGCCUGAGGGCGGAGUCUUGCUGUUUCCUUGCUACAGAUUUGUUGGUGGUGGCACGUCGCUGGCUCUGAGAGAUUCGAUUGCAAAGUUGGUUUUCCAAGAUGUCCGACCGGUAGAGCUGGAUCAGAGGAUGAAGGAGCUGACGUAUCGCCGUCAGACUUAUCGCUGGAGUUGCUAUGACGACUGUCUCCCGGAGACCAUGAUGGCCAAAGGCAUUUUCUCACUUCCUGCUGAGGUUCAGUUCUCCGCUUGCAAGGCCGCCGACAUGAUCCUGACAGUCGGUGAAGUACUUCUGGAACUCGGUCUGCAGCGCUUCCUGUGUUUCCAGCAGCGGUGGUCCAGUUUUCACCAGAUCCAUCAGCUCUGCCGGCGGACCAGGACACCAACCAGCGAGUUGGUGGAGCGUCUGUGGCAGGAGGACUGGUUCUUCGGAUACCAGUUCCUAAAUGGGGCCAACCCCACGCUGAUCCGCCGCUGCACCGAACUUCCACCCAACCUGGCCGUCACUGAGGAGAUGGUGGGGGCGUCGCUGGGGGGCGGAGCCAGCCUGAGUGAAGAGAUGGAGAGAGGAAACGUCUUCAUGGUGGAUUAUCGGCUGCUGGACGGUCUCACGGCCAACACCGUGAACGGGAAGCAGAACUACCUGACGGCCCCGCUCGCCCUGCUGCACCUGGACUCCAACAACCAACUGCUGCCCAUAGCCAUCCAGCUGCAGCAGUCUCCAGGUGAAACCAACCCUGUCUUUGUGCCUCAGGAUCUGGAAGCUGAUUGGCUGACGGCAAAAACGUUUGUUCGCUCUGCAGACUUCUCCGAUCACGAGCUGCGAUCUCACUUCCUGCGCACACAUGUGAUGUCAGAGCUUUUCGCCAUGGCAACACUUCGUAACUUUCCCACAGUGCAUCCUCUCUACAAGCUGCUGGCUCCUCACUUCCGCUUUACUCUGGAGAUUGAUGCUCUGGCUCGCCAGCUGCUUCUCUCUGAUGGAGGGUCGCUGAAAGAGUACACGGCGGUGGGCGGAGCUGCCACUCUGGAGUUUCUGAGGAGGGCGUUGGCCUCGCUCACCUAUCAGGACCUUUCUUUACCUGAUGACAUUAUUGGGCGUGGCAUGGAGUCAGUUCCUGGUUAUUAUUACCGUGACGACGGCCUGCGGCUGUGGGACAUCAUCCACCGGUAUGUGGAGGGGAUAGUCAGUUACUAUUACCAUGGUGACGAAGAUGUCAUCGGAGACUGGGAGCUGCAGAGCUGGAUCAAUGACAUCAUUGUGUUUGGUCACCUGGGAGAUAAAGAGAAAGGUUUCCCGAGAUCCUUCUCCAUGGCAUCGGAGCUGACAGACUUCGUUACCAUGGUAAUCUUCAACGCAUCAGCGCAGCAUGCAGCCGUCAAUGACACACAGCUGGAUUACUUCGGGUGGAUGCCCAACGCCCCCCUAGGCCUGCAGAGUCCUCCCCCGGCCUGCAAGGGGUGCUGCAGCAAAGACAGUUUGCUGGACAGUUUUCCUGACUUGACCUCCACCGUUCAUGGACUAGCCACCAUUUACCUGCUCAGCAAGAAGCCUGCGGACUUUGUUCCUCUAGGUGGCUCCACCGAGCAGCAUUUCACAGAGACUGUUCCUGUGGCAAUUGUAGCCCGUUUCCGUAGCGACCUGAAGCAUCUCAGCUGUGACAUCAGAGCGAGGAACGUGGACCUGAAGCUUCCCUAUGUCUACCUGGACCCGUCCACGGUGGAGGACAGCGUGACGCGCUGACGUGGAGUCACUGCUUUGCUAACGUGGAGUCUUCUCUCUAAUCCGGUUCUAGUUCUGGAGAGUUCCUCUUCUGUUCUCAUUCUACAGUUCAAUAAAUUUUAUUUUAUUUUC